Molecule: messenger RNA, 1498 nt
Organism: [Torrubiella] hemipterigena
Lineage: Eukaryota; Fungi; Ascomycota; Sordariomycetes; Hypocreales; Clavicipitaceae
Source: the annotation of a GenBank genome assembly
GGCAAGCAUCGCACGCGACUGACACCAGCUUUGCCUUUACCCCCAUCGCCUUCUUUUUUUCCCAUUCUCACAGCCCGCUGUGCUUCAACCAAAACAAUGGCCAUGUCAUGCAGAUAUGCGGCGCAGAGCUGCGCUCGCCAAUUGCGAUCCGUCGCCUCCUCCAGAGCCUCAGCGCAAAUGCUUCGAAUCUCUUCGACGACAAGACGUUACAACUCGACCGAGGCUGCCGCACCAGUCAACCCUAAGAUCGCCGAGAUUGUCGACCAAAUUAGCCAAUUGACCCUUCUUGAGACUGCUGACCUUGUCUCAACCCUCAAGAGCAAACUUAACAUCCCCGAUAUGCCUGUUGGAUUCGCCGCCGCUGCUGCUGCCCCUGCCGCUGCUGCUCCUUCUGCGGCCGCCGAAGAGGCUGAGGAUGCCCCCGCUGCUCCCGCCGAGAAGACACUAUUCACCCUCAAGCUCCAGGCUUUCGACGCCGCUUCCAAGGCCAAGGUCAUCAAGGAAGUCAAGGGUCUGUUGGGCCUGAGCUUGGUUGACAGCAAGAAGUUCGUUGAGAGCGCCCCCAAGAUGAUGAAGGAGAAUGUACCAAAGGAGGAUGCUGAGAAGAUCAUGGCCACCAUGAAGGAGCUCGGCGCAACUGUCGUCAUGGAGUAAAACAAAUACGCUUGCAUUAGGGGUUCUACAGGAAAUAGGAUAGAGGGUCAUGCGGCCUGUAUAAAACACAUGUACUAGUAUCUAAGAAUAUCAAGUCUUCUUUCACCUACACACCAUCCCAUUACCGACAGCCAAUCUGUACCAUUCCAUGCUAUACUCAACACCCACACCAAACAACUGUGGAAGAACUACAAGAAAUUGCAGAGACUUCUUUCCAAAUUCUCAGAGUUAAUAUUAUAACACGCUAAGUUUGAGUAGAAACAAUGAAGAAAAAAAGACGCCGGUCUACGCACUACUCAAGAAGAGACGCCUAAACUUUUACCCAUCAACCCCGUGCCUAAGCCAGAAAGUAAAAACGCCGCUGCGAUGCUAUAGAUGCCUCAAAGGAUACCCGAACAGAAGACUAAACAGCCGCCUGAGUCGACUGCCCGCCAUUAGCCAGCUGCUGAUGGUCACAUUUCUGCAUCUCCAUCUCGGUCAGGAACUCCUGACUCUCUUCAGUGAUAAGUCGGUCGUCAUCUUCGCCAAAAUCGCUCGUGUCUUCCCAGAGUUUAUUAGCUUCGGCAUCUCUGCCAGAUGGAAUAGCCCAGAUGCUUUCACGUUCGCGCUUGUGUCGUUCUCUAUCCUCUUCGAUGCGCUGCUCGAUCUGUCGCUUCUCUGGCCGUGCCGGUGCUGUUCGACGGCUUGGUUUCUGCGAUGGUGUCUUAUCUGAGAUUUCAGUGUCUUCUGCUGGAGAUGAUGGAUCCAAGUCCUGCUCGGUGGCGGCUCUCUCCUUUAUCACGUCUUCAAUCUGAGAAACGGUUUGCUCCUCCAAAUAGCCCUUCGCUUGCAUGCCAGCGAGCAC